AAAUUAUUUUUUAUUGCUACUUCAUAACUUAAUAUUAGUUUAGGUAAAGCGACCCCUGUGUAAGGGUCGUUCGACUCGCAAAGGGGUCGUAACCCAAGGGGUUGAGAACCGCUGAUUCAACCGAUAUUAAAUAAGCUUGCAAAGACAAACUUAAUCUAAUUGUAUUUUUAAAAUUAAAAUGGUGGUAAAGAUGUAAAGUCUGAUCGUUAGACUAAAUAUCUCCGUGAGAUGUCCAACCUCAGUUGACCGUUUCGAUACAUUCAUCUCAACAAAGGCAGGAUUAUUUACGUUUAAAUGGUCAGUUUAAAGUUGGAUAUUUGACAAUGUAUCCGCGAGAUGGCCAAUCUCAGCUGGCCAAUCUCAGCUGACCAAUCUCGGCUGGCUAAUCUCAGCUGACCAAUCUCUCGUGACAUUCAUCCCAACGAGGACAAGAGAAUGCACUUGUUUAAAGGCCGAGGGUUUGCUCUGAACUGGACACUGCUCCUCAUUGCUCUCACACGUACAGGUCAGAAUUGUGUUUCACAAUGACACUGUUUCAAAUUAUCUUCUUCACCUUUAUAUUGGCAACGAUAAAUCAUGAAGAACUACAACAACAAAAAAAAAAAAAAAUUCUUGUUUUUUUUUUUUUUAAAUCCAAAAAAAAAAAAAAAAUUCUUGUUUUUUUUUUUUUAAAUCCAUAAAAGUACUUUUAUACAUGUUAAAAUGAUGUUUAUGACCAUAGUGUUAUUUUGGUCAUGCUGUCUGUAUUUAUACAUUUAAAAAUAAUAAUAUACAAAAAUUAAAAACGUGUAAUUAUUUUUUUAAUGUAUAUAGAAAGUUAGAUUAAAUGUAUCAUAGGAAUCUCAGACGCACAGAUUUAUUCAUUGAUGAACAAAACACUUUUAUUACAAUUUAAUACGAUUGUGAGAGUGAUAGAUCACGUGUCAGUUUCAUUGAUAGAUUGUCCAUUGCCAGGUGUAUCGAUUGUGAGAGUGAUAGAUCACGUGUCAGUUUCAUUGAUAGAUUGUCCAUUGCCAGGUGUAUCGAGACAGACUGGAUGGUUAAGAUGGGAGGCUAAAGAAAAACGCGUGGUUUUCAAUGACGAUGCUGUGGUCUGUCGCAAUGGUGAUGGUAUCUUCAUUGAAGAUGUUACUUUCCUAAAGAAGGUAAUGUACAGUAAGAGAAAAUGUGUACCUGAGAUAAAUAUACAUAGAGGUGGAAUGCGUACCAGUGAUAAGUACACAGAGAGAAGGAAUGUGUACAUGUGAAAGUACCCAGAGAGAAGGAAUGUGUACAUGUGAUAAGUAUCCAGAGAGAAGGAAUGUGUACAUGUGAUAAGUACACAGAGAGAAGGAAUGUGUACAUGUGAUAAGUAUCCAGAGAGAAGGAAUGUGUACAUGUGAUAAGUAUCCAGAGAGAAGGAAUGUGUACAUGUGAUAAGUAUCCAGAGAGAAGGAAUGUGUACAUGUAAUAAGUAUCCAGAGAGAAGGAAUGUGUACAUGUAAUAAGUAUCCGGAGAGAAGGAAUAUGUACAUGUGAUAAGUAUCCAGAGAGAAGGAAUGUGUACAUGUGAUAAGUAUCCAGAGAGAAGGAAUGUGUACAUGUAAUAAGUAUCCAGAGAGAAGGAAUGUGUACAUGUAAUAAGUAUCCAGAGAGAAGGAAUGUGUACAUGUAAUAAGUAUCCGGAGAGAAGGAAUAUGUACAUGUGAUAAGUAUCCAGAGAGAAGGAAUGUGUACAUGUGAUAAGUAUCCAGAGAGAAGGAAUGUGUACAUGUGAUAAGUAUCCAGAGAGAAGGAAUGUGUACAUGUGAUAAGUAUCCAGAGAGAAGGAAUGUGUACAUGUGAUAAGUAUCCAGAGAGAAGGAAUGUGUACAUGUGAUAAGUAUCCAGAGAGAAGGAAUGUGUACAUGUGAUAAGUAUCCAGAGAGAAGGAAUGUGUACAUGUGAUAAGUAUCCAGAGAGAAGGAAUGUGCACAUGUGAUAAGUAUCCAGAGAGAAGGAAUGUGUAUAUGUGAAAGUAUCCAGAGUGAAGGAAUGUGUACAUGUGAAAGUAUCCAGAGAGAAGGAAUGUGUACAUGUGAUAAUUACACAGAGAGAAGGAAUGUGUACAUGUGAUAACUAGUCAUAAUGGCAGCCGUUAGUUUUCAAUAGAUAGAUGAAGUUGAUUAUUUGGCACAAAGACCAAACACUUCACAUUUCGUCCUUGUGAUCACUCGCUGUGAACUACUCAUAAACUAUUUCAAUGCUAAGAAAAGCUGAAGAGGGUUUCAAAGCUUUAAAAUGUCUGGUAUCCAUGGACGCUAACAGAGAAGGGUGGGGUACCCCACUCCUCUUUGCAUGUGGUUCCUUCAUUCGUCUCUGAGUACAUCAAUUGUGUCUAAGCUCAAUGCUAUUUAUUCAUUCGUCUCUGAGUUCAUAAAUUGUGUCUAAGCUCAAUGUUAUUUAUUCAGUCGUCUCUGAGUUCAUAAAUUGUGUCUAAGCUCAAUGUGGUUUAUUCAUUCGUCUAUGAGUUCAUAAAUUGUGUCUAAACUGUAAGUGGUUUAUUCAUUCGUCUCUAAGUACAUAAAUUGUAUUUAAGCUCAAUGUUAUUUAUUCAUUCGUCUCUGAGUUCAUAAAUUUUGUCUAAGCUCAAUGUGGUUUAUUCAUUCAUCUCUGAGUUCAUAAAUUGUGUCUAAGCUCAAUGUUAUUUAUUCAUUCGUCUCUGGGUUCAAAAAUUGUAUCUAAGCUGAAUGUGGUUUAUUCAUUCGUCUCUGAGUUCAUAAAUUGUGUCUAAGCUCAAUGUGGUCUUAUAGACCGAAUAAAAGUGGAGGGUGUGAUACUUUUUCAGGACAAUUUGGUUGAUGUCCCAGUGAUGUGUUUUGCUGUGUUAGUGUAAUUUUUGACAAAACUAAAUAUUACACAUAAUUUGAAAGCGUUUGUCUUUCAAUGAAUUUCUUUUUUCCCAGUGUUUACAAAAUUCUUAGUUUAUAUUAUAACUAUUAUUAUUUUUAUUACUAUCAAUAUCAAUAAUGUGACUAUCUUUUAAAAAUUAUAAUCAUAAAUACUACUCACCUUCUUAAAUGCUUUUAGGUAUCUUGUAAUACAUAAUUUUUCUUAUUAUUUUUACUAUUUUUAUAUUAUAUUUUCCGAUUAUAUUAUUAUCAUUAUUAUUUAAAAUUACUAUAAUUAUUGCUAUGAUUGCUAGCAUUACUACUAUUAUUAUUAGGGCCGGCACUAGACAUUUUUAGGUUGCGUGAAAAUAGGCAAUUGUCGCCUUCUGGAAAAUUAUGGGAAGAGUUAAGAAAAAAAAAUUUUUUUUGAGUUUAACAAAUUUUGGCGCCUGUGUGAUUGUCACGCGUCGUAACCCCUUGAGCUGGUCCUGAUUAUUAUUAUUAUUAUUAUUAUUAUUAUUAUUAUUAUUAUCACUCAUACUAUUCGAUUUGAGAACUUUUACAUUGAUCUAUACCUAUAAGUUAUAAACAAGGUUUUCCCGUAGAGAUCAUUUUAUUCCUAUACAACAGACCUCAUGUCCACGCAGUGGUCAGACUAACAACACCAGAUUAACAGAUGACUUUGUGAAGGCAGCCGUAAGAAGAGAUUGCGGUGGACAGCUGAAAUGUGGGACAAGAAAUGUUUUGGACCUCUUGGAGAAAUAUAAGUGUGACGAUGGUUCGACCCCAAUUACAAGCAUCACUUUGCUCCACCGCUGUAAACCUUUUGGUAUGUAAUAAAACAUACAAUAUACUUGUUUUAACCUGUCAUACUCUUUUACUCUUCCUGCGUAUAAGUAUAUAAUUUUAAUUGUAUAAAUUUAAAAUUUCUUUUUCCAACAUGACGUGUAUUCUCGGGGAUACUUCUGGUUAAGUUAGAAACGAUUACCGUUACUUUGACAUUGAGGAAAAAGAUACAUUCAUGCAUUUCUAAAUGCUAUAAAGAAUGAUUAUUGACAAUGAUAAACACAUAUAUUUAAACACUUAACAACCCCCACCCCCCAUUUCCUCCCGUUUUACAUCCUAUGCUUCUUUGUUUAAAUUUGGGGAAGCACAGAGCAGAACUGGAACAAAACUCACAUCAACAAAAAUGUCCCGAUCAGAACAAAAAAAACAAACAACAAAAAACAAGUAACCUGCUCCAAAACCUUGUUCAAAAUCCUUGCUCUAAAACCUUGUUCAAAAUCCUUAUCUAAAACCUUAUUCAAAAUCUUUGCUCUAAAACCUUGUUCAAAAUCCUUGCUCCAAAACCUUGUUCAAAAUCCUUGCUCCAAACCCUUGUUCAAAAUCCUUGCUCCAAAACCUUGUUCAAAAUCCUUGCUCUAAAACCUUGUUCAAAAAUCCUUGCUCCAGAUCCUUGCUCCAAAACCUUGUUCAAAAUCCUUGCUCUAAAACCUUGUUCAAAAUUCUUGCUCCAGAUCCUUGCUGUAAAUUCUUGCUCCAAAUCCGUGCUACAAAUCCUUGUUUUAAAUCAUCGCUCCAAAGCCUUGAUCCAAAUACUUUCUUUAAGUGCUGCUAUUGAAAAUAAUUUCUUUAUCUUAAUAAAACUGCGAUUUACCAAAUUUUAUAUAUAAAUUUUAUUAUCGAGACUUUCGACACCAUUAAAAGUAACUCUAUAAAAUUUCCAUAAAGAUAGAUGCACAAUUUAUAGUAUUCGAUUCCAUUAAUUUCUUCUCAAUUUUAGCAGUCAAUGUCAAUUUUUUUAGAUCUCAUGAAGCACUCCAAAGUAGUUCUAGACAUGUGCAAACAGUUCGAGAGGAAGAUUUCCAACAAUGAUGUGACCAACUCACUUGUCCUAAAAUCAAACAUUUCCGACUAUCAAAGAUGUUUAAUUAAGGCCCACGAGUCCAACAAAAACAUAACUUUGAAGACACUUCAGGUUGACUUCGGAAGUCAGUGCGACACAACGGAUAAUUGUGCAGGAUUGGUGGAAAUUUAUGUUGACAAAGUACAAAGCUCUAAGCAGAAAAAAAAGUGAGGACUAAUAACUAAUAUUACUUGAUGAAGAUCACAUUUUCAAAAGAUGACUUUGUGCUCAACCUUUUAUGUUGAGUUUGUUCUCAUUUGAAUUAUUAUUUCUUUUGUUCCAUUUCAUAAAUUGUCUAUGAGCCCUAUUUUUUUGUUAUGAUCACUUGUAACUUAAAUCACUCUUUAUGUCAUCGAUAGUAUACGAAGCAUGCCAGCUGCUUCAUCUAUCCAUAUAGAACUAUCUAUUGUAAGCACCUACACCGAUAAUUGUAAAUGAAAAAAAUAAAAUAAGCUCUUAUAUGUUUUCAUUACUUUUUUUUUAAAACUCCAUUUGUUUUAUGUAUAUAUUGUGGGCUUAUCAAAUUCAACGCCAUAAAAUGGAAUGUUGGCGCUUAAUGUUUCAAAGAAUACCUCUAGGAUGACGUUAAUUUACAUCAUCAAAUCGUGUAAGAUGCUAAAGCUUACUAUAUGAAUACAGGACCAAAUUGAAUCCAGGAUAUUAAGAAUUAAAAUAAGUAAAUCAACAUUGUCAUUUUAUGACAUGACCAAUACAUUGAAACCCGCUGACAUUGCAAUCGUAAAAAAUGUGUGUUUUCAUCUGAUUUGUUAGAAAGAAAAAAAUUUGAAGGAAAACAUAUUGAAAGAACGAUUUAAAAGUGGUUUUCCCCCCUAUUUUUCCGUUGCCUAAAAAUCAGUUGUGGAUUGUUUGAUCCUGCGGAGUUCACACCAUCGUCACAUUGUGACGGACGGAUGCCAGCCAAAAAAAAAAAAAAAAAUCAGGGUCGUAAAAAAAAUUGCUUUUUUUUAAUCAAUAGCCUAAAAAUCCGUUGGGGAUUGUUUGAGCCUGCGGAGUUCCCACCAUCGUCACAUUGUGGCGGACGGAUGCCAGCCAAAAAAAAAAAAAAAAAUCAGGGUCGUAAAAAAAAUUGCUUUAUUUUAAUCAAUAUCUCCAAAACACAGAGACGGGAAAAGUGUUACACAGCUACUUUGAAUAUUGUAUUUGAAAUAAGAAUCAGUUGAUUCUCUGUGGUUCAUGUUUUCUGUCAUGGUAGAUCAGCUUCUCUUCAGCUCUUGACCUUGAGAAAAGAAAUGUGGUAUUUAUUCUCCUGGGUUUUCUUCUCUAAUUCUUUUCUUGCUUAAUUUUAAAAUCAAAGCCUAGAUGUUACGUUCCAGAAUAGCACCGUGUGGGCGCUUUAUAUACAAGGACGACAAGUCUCAAUACAAUACAAGUCCGCUAAGUACUGCAACAAGUUCCGAGUACAUCAAUAAGUGCCGAGUACAGAAAACAGUUAUAAAAGAGAAAUAGCAUACUUACAAGCAAUUGUGUGGAUUGCUAAUAACCUCGUUUUCAACAACAACAACAACAAAAGGGGGGCAGGAGUAAAAGAAUUGCGUGUAAAUAUGUGUUUUACUAUAAUUUACAGUUGUGUAAAUUCACCCAAACAAUCUUGAUACUACUUCUAUAUACGCCAUGAAACAAUACUUUUGUUAGAUACCGUGAGCCCCUUACAUUGCUAAAAGGCCAAAUCCAAGUACAAUACAUGCGUUACACCUUGUCCACAAUAAUACUAUUCAAAUUGAGUAAAAUAUAUUUAAUUUAAAUAUAAUUUUCAAAUGUUAUUUAUUUGACCAUAUUUCAAAUGAACGCUGGUCAGACCAAUGCAACGACGCCAUUAUUCGUCCACAGGGGCAGUGAUUAUUUCAGAACUUCCCCCCCGGGUGGGGGGGCACUUCAGAUUUUCCAGGUGGGGGGGCGGUGCCAGCAGUGGCAGUUGAUUUAUUGUUGGACAUAUUUUUGCUCGCCCCCCCCCCGGAGAUAUAGCUGAACAUAACCUUGCGUAGUGGCACUGUUAAACUUACUUGUGUUUUGCGCACUGACUCGCGAGGGUGUCAAGGUUUUGUUACAGAGGUGUUACGUCAUAGGGGGCGGUGCCAGCAGUGGCAGUUGAUUUUUUUUUGGACAUAUUUUUGCUCGCCCCCCCCCCCCCCGGAGAUAUAGCUGAACAUAACCUUGCGUAGUGGCACUGUUAAACUUACUUGUGUUUUGCGCACUGACUCGCGAGGGUGUCAAGGUUUUGUUACAGAGGUGUUACGUCAUUAGUUCGAUAUAUCAUUUACACGCAAUGACGUCAUUCUUGCACACUCUUAGACUUGGAACCCCUACUUUUUAGUAGCGUUUUUAACAUAAAAAUAUAGUAAUUUAUAUGCUGUAUCCUAUAUCUAAAUCUUGAUUGAUUGUUGAAAAUAUUUCUAUUUGAUCAGCCUUGGUGGAAACCCCAUGACUUUCAGUGGCAGACAAUUUGAGCUAAACAUAUACAUGCCAACCGGCCGCCUAGUAUGGUUAGAACUUAAUGGUGAGUUGUUGUUUUUUGUUAAAUGAUCAAUAAAGAAGUGAAGGCUUUUCUUAAGUCCGGUGUCAUCUGGUACGGUAACUCAGGGUAUUUCUUUCAAAGUCUCAACGGUAACUAAGGGUAUUUCUUUCAAAGUCUCAACGGUAACUAAGGGUAUUUCUUUCAAAGUCUCAACGGUAACUAAGGGUAUUUCUUUCAAAGUCUCAACGGUAACUAAGGGUAUUUCUUUCAAAGUCUCAACGGUAACUAAGGGUAUUUCUUUCAAAGUCUCAACGGUAACUAAGGGUAUUUCUUUCAAAGUCUCAACGGUAACUAAGGGUAUUUCUUUCAAAGUCUCAAAUUUUCUUUAAAACCAUCGAGUUAACACUGAUAACACAGGCCAGCAACGAUUUUGAUUCUGACAGUAAAACGUACGGGAUGUAUGUAUUUUAACCUGCUGAUUCCAAAUAUGAAGUCAGAAACUGCCUUGCAACCCUUGAUUUAAGGUUAUGCAUGCAUUCAAAAUUAAUAAAAAUGGACGGUGCUGAGUUAGGAGGCACGAGCCCCCAGCGCACAUUUGCUAUCACUCAAUUCGGGAUCAAAACUAGUUUUAGUAGUUUGGGUAAAAUAAAUAUUAUGAAUCCUAAAAAUUAUAUAAUUUUUUUUUUUUUUUAAAAAUAACAUUAAGGAGCUAAAUUAAAUGAAUAAAUACAAAUUUGUGUUUUUAAAACGGCGGAAACAGAUAGUGCCGAUAAUAUUGUGCAUGCGCAGCAGCUUCAAAACAAAUUGUAAUGUUUCUUGGGCUGAACAUUCCCAUCUAGUCACUUCGUUCUAUGAUACAUAUUACUAUAAGACGGAUCAAGCUAUUUUGUUUCUGUACUGAUGUGAAUAGUCUCAUACUGGAGUUAGGUUGGAAAUACGCUUAUACUGAUCAGUUGAGACUGUGCAUAGAUAGACUUACUACGGAGAGUUGGGCUAGAACUUUGUUAAAAAUUGUCCAUCCCUUCUCGACUGAGAACUGACAAACCAAGAUCUUGAGACAGUUUUUAAAAAAAAACACCAAAAAAAACAACAAAGCUUUCAAAAAUAAUCCGCUCAAACAAUUUUAUCAUAUCAUUAUCUAUUAGAGGCAUGACUAUUUUAUAUAUUAAUUCAGUCAACAGUGACGUGGCUAGGGUAAGUACCGCCCGGGGCGCGUAAUUAUUCUUUGACACCCCAUCCCUACACAAUGAGAUGUAUUUCGAAAAAGCGAGUAUGGUUGAUGACUGCUGUGGGCCCCGUGGGCUCAUAUUUAUUUUGUUAAAAACAUUGUUUAGAAUUCUAACCCAAAUUUUAAAUAAAAUUUCUAAGUAGAUUCCAAAACCAUAACUGGGUCACAAGGUGAGAUUUCAAACAAAAAAACAUUACUGGCAGAGCUUCUCGGAUUAGUCAAGUGAUUGCUAUCACCGGACUUCUCGUAGAGCUGCUCAGGUGAGCCAAGGGAUAGCUAUCAAUCAAUUACUGGCAGAGCUGCUCAGGUGAGCCAAGGGAUAGCUAUCAAUCAAUUACUGGCAGAGCUGCUCAGGUGAGCCAAGGGAUUGCUAUCGCUGCAGGAACUCAAAUUUCAUGUUACAUUCCUGCCAGAAUUGACCAGAGCAGAUACUGUCGUAAGCCAAAAUAUUGGUUUCUGAGAUAAAAAUAAUAUAUUGUAUCUUCCCGUUAUAGCAUUGCAUUUAUUUUCCUUUAAAUGAGACUCGCCAAAUGGCUUUUUAAAAAAAAGAAAUUUAAAGCCUUUAAAAAAAUAUGUAUAGAUUCUGCUCAUAUUCUACUUUCAUUCAUUGAAAUUACGUUCAUUUUUUUUAACUCUAGAAUUUAUUAUUUUUUUUUUUUUUAAAUUUUAAAACCAUAAAUUUUUCAAUGAGUAAAUCAGGACUCGCCAAACUUUGAAAGGGUAACAAAAAUAGAUCGAUUCUCUAGGCUGUAUACCAAAUGUCAUAUUUUCGUGGAUCGAUACGAUAGACAUAGAGCACAUUUGAUUCCUCAUCAAAUAGCUUUGCUUACCAACUAAGAAAGGUCGGGAAAAAACAAAACCACAACAAAAGGUGGACCUUUGUUGUUGUUGUUGUAGUUGUUUUUUAAAUCUAUUUGGGAACCAUGACUGGUUGAUACCUUAAAUUGGCUAAUACAUAGAACUAAAUGACGUAUGGGGACAGACCAAGAACCAUUACUUUAAAGCCAAGUACAGGUCGCUAAUAACUGUAAUUGUUCUAACUUUGAAAUUUAAUUAAAUUAAUUUUUUAAAGAACUAAUUCACCCCUCUGCCAACCCCCCCCCCUUUUUUUUGUGUCCGACCCCGAAUGUUAAUGCUUUUGUGGUGUAAAGUUUUGCUUGAUUUUUUUUAAAUUUGAGAGUGGGAUAAUUGUUCUAACUUUGAAAUUUAAUUAAAUUAAUUUUUUAAAGAACUAAUCCACCCCUCUGCCAACCCCCCCCCCCUUUUUUUUGUGUCCGACCCCGAAUGUUAAUGCUUUUGUGGUGUAAAGUUUUGCUUGAUUUUUUUUAAAUUUGAGAGUGGGGCGGCACAAAGUCCUGCGACGCCCCUGAUCACAAUUCCACUUGACGUAUGUUAAACUUAACAAUGCUUGCCUACGCAGUUUCUUUCUUUUAAUUUGCUUUAUCUUCAGCCAACUUUAAUGACACCAUUAACUGCACACGGAAAGUAGGUGAGUAGUCGGUAUGCAGUGAGUAUAUUGUUCAAGGAGUAGCUGAGUAGUCGGUACUUAUAUUGUUCAAUGAGUAGGUAAGUAGUCGGUACUUAUAUUGUUCAAUAAGUAGGUGAGUAGUCGGUACUUAUAUUGUUCAAUGAGUAGGUGAGUAGUCGGUACUUAUAAUGUUCAAUGAGUAGGUGAGUAGUCGGUACUUAUAUUGUUCAAUGAGUAGGUAAGUAGUCGGUACUUAUAUUGUUCAAUAAGUAGGUGAGUAGUCGGUACUUAUAUUGUUCAAUGAGUAGGUGAGUAGUCGGUACGCAGUGAGUAGUCGGUACACAUGUUGUUCAAUGUAUGUGUGAGUUUGUUGGUACGUAAGGUCACGUUUUAGGACGCAGCACACGUCGUUAUAAAAUGACGUUUAAAGUGAUACCAAAGAACGUCGUUAGAAGCGCUGUUAGGAACGUUAAGUGAAACAGUUAAAUGUUUAACUAAUGACAAUGUUUUAAUGGAAGACUCGUCAGUAUGUGAGCAAGAAUUUCGGUAUUUGGAGGUAGAUGGGUGCUUGCUUAAAGAACUUGGCCAAGACCAAUAACAAUUAUUUUGUUGUUUUUUUUAAAAGAAAUUUAGUGUGUUCAAAUUGCAUGUAAGGAUCUUAUAGGGGUCUAAACAAUUUUGAAAUAGGGAAUGAAAUAUACCUAAAAUAAUUAAUUAUUUAACUGUUAGGAUGUUUGUUUGUUUGUUUAUUUGUUUGUUUUUUGUUUUUUCUUUAAGUUUUUCAUUACCAAAUCUAGAAUAAUUCCCAUAAUGACCUUUUCGGUCCCGCUCUUAUUGCGCACCGGGUUACGCUCUCAUUCGCUGCUUCUUACCUCCAUCGCGUGACUGUUAACGCACGCGACAAAAUGCACACUUAAAGAACACAUGUCUACGUCACUGAGUUUGAAAACACCAAGUCUACCGCAUUGAUCCCCCCUGCUCUUGUUACUUGGCAACGAUGGUGAACCAAACCAAGAACUGUGGAAAUAGUGUAUACAAUUAGUUUGUGCUGAAAUACCAGACAAGACUCAUAAUCCCUUAUGACCUUGUAACAAUCAAAUGCCAGAUGAUCCAUGUGGUCUAAAAAACAACAACAAAUACAACAACGUCUAAGUCAGUGCAUCUGUAAUCAUUUGUAUCAAUUAUUGAACUCUUUCUGUUGUUUAGGAACACACAACGUGGGUGCUUUGCAAAAGUUAGUUUAAAAACAAUGUAACAAUACCAAGAGCCAAAAAUAGACCGUUUUUUAACAGUGUAGUUAUAUUUUUGGAAUUUUUAUAUGUUUGAUAUUUUGUUAGUUUGAUAAAAAAUUAUAUUUUCCUUAAGAUUGUUUUUUUGUUAUAUAUUUCUGAAGGUCUUUAUAUGUUAUAUAUUUCUGAAGGUCUUUAUAUGUUAUAUAUUUCUGAAGGUCUUUAUAUGUUAUAUGUCUCUGGAGAUUUUUAUUUGUUAAAUAUUUAUGCACAUGGUUCUGUUUUAUACAUUUAUGUAGAGUGUUCUUUGUUUUAUAUUUAUGCAGAUUGUUCAGAUGUCAACAAUGAAGACAAAGAUAAUGAUGACAAGAAUAAUGGAUUUGGGAACAAUGAUGACAGUGACAGGGUCAUCGUCAUAGUAACGAGUUUGGUUGCUGUCGUUGUCACUAUCACCUUGAUCUGUUUGUGUGCUCUGCUCCUGUGUCGUGUGUAAGUAAAUCUAUCUGGUCGUGUGUUGUGCCCAUGUGUCGUGUGUAAGUAAAUCUAUCUGGUCGUGUGUUUUGCCCAUGUGUCGUGUGUAAGUAAAUCUAUCUGGUCGUGUGUUGUGCCCAUGUGUCGUGUGUAAGUAAAUCUAUCUGGUCGUGUGUUGUGCCCAUGUGUCGUGUGUAAGUAAAUCUAUCUGGUCGUGUGUUUUGCCCAUGUGUCGUGUGUAAGUAAAUCUAUCUGGUCGUGUGUUGUGCCCAUGUGUCGUGUGUAAGUAAAUCUAUCUGGUCGUGUGUUGUGCUGUCGUGUGUAAGUAAAUCUAUCUGGUCGUGUGUUUUGCCCAUGUGUCGUGUGUAAGUAAAUCUAUCUGGUCGUGUGUUGUGCCCAUGUGUCGUGUGUAAGUAAAUCUAUCUGGUCGUGUGUUGUGCUCAUGUGUAGUGUGUAAGUAAAUCUAUCUGGUCGUGUGUUGUGCUCAUGUGUCGUGUGUAAGUAAAUCUAUCUGGUCGUGUGUUGUGCCCAUGUGUAGUGUGUAAGUAAAUCUAUCUGGUCGUGUGUUUUGCUCAUGUGUCGUGUUUAAGUAAAUCUAUCUGGUCGUGUGUUGUUCCCAUGUGUCAUGUGUAAUUAAAUCUAUCUGGUCAUGUGUUGUGCUCAUGUGUCGUGUUUAAGUAAAUCUAUCUGGUCGUGUGUUGUGCCCAUGUGUCGUGUGUAAGUAAAUCUAUCUGGUCGUGUGUUGUGCUCAUGUUUCGUGUGUAAGUAAAUCUAUCUGGUCGUGUGUUGUGCCCAUGUGUCGUGUUUAAGUAAAUCUAUCUGGUCGUGUGUUGUUCCCAUGUGUCAUGUGUAAUUAAAUCUAUCUGGUCAUGUGUUGUGCUCAUGUGUCGUGUUUAAGUAAAUCUAUCUGGUCGUGUGUUGUGCCCAUGUGUCGUGUGUAAGUAAAUCUAUCUGGUCGUGUGUUGUGCUCAUGUUUCGUGUGUAAGUAAAUCUAUCUGGUCGUGUGUUGUGCCCAUGUGUCGUGUGUAAGUAAAUCUAUCUGGUCGUGUGUUGUGCUCAUGUUUCGUGUGUAAGUAAAUCUAUCUGGUCGUGUGUUGUGCUCAUGUGUAGUGUGUAAGUAAAUCUAUCUGGUCGUGUGUUGUGCUCAUGUGUCGUGUGUAAGUAAAUCUAUCUGGUCGUGUGUUGUGCUCAUGUUUCGUGUGUAAGUAAAUAUAUCUGGUCAUGUGUUGUGCUCAUGUUUCGUGUGUAAGUACCUUGAUCUGUGCCUGAACAGUGCUGUUGUGUUGCGUGUAAGCACAUUGAUAUGCGCGUGUGAUGUGCACAUGCCCAAAUAUUUUGAUGUGUGUAUGUGAUGCGCUCUCGUUUGCUGUGUAAGUACACUGAUCUGUGUGUGUGCUGUGCUCCAGUGUAGAAUGCAAAUGCAUUGAUUUGUCUAUGUGAUGUGCUCCUGGGUCAUGUAAGUACCUUCAUCUGUCCGUGUGAUGUGCUCCUGGGUCAUGUAAGUACCUUCAUCUGUCCGUGAGCUGUGCCCCUCCUGGGUCAUGUUUAAGUAAAUUGAAAUGUGUGUGUGUUGCUUUGCACCUCUGUUGUUUCUAAAAGACAAUGUACUUAGGGGCAGUUUCUUCUCAGUUUGGGUAAGCUAUCCGAUCGGUACGCCAGCUUCAGCGGGGUUUGUGUAGCUAGUCCAUGUUGCCCAACUUAGGGUCAACAAAUACUUUUAUAAACUAUCAGUUAGGACACCGUAAUGUGUAAGGCUUAUCAUAUUUAGUAUUAGAAUUUUAUUACAAUGCGAGGCACUAUAGUGUCUUGAAAAGAUCUUAGAUUAAAUAAAAAUAGACAAAUAGAACCCGACGUGGAACUUCCGUCCCAUUGCAAACUUCUUUGACAAAUUCUGCUCUCACGGAAUGAUUAUCGCCUUAUUUCCCUUCCUUAAUUCUUUCAUUUUUUUUGUUGUUGUCGAGAUAUUUGUAGAAAAGAAAAAAAUUCGAACAAAAUAAAUUGUUUGAAUAAGACACCCACGUCCAGUCAACGGAUUUAAAGGUCGCCUGCGAUAAGUUGGUGUCCAAUAAUUUAGUGCAAUUGAGGAUAACAAAAGGGAUCCUACCUACCGUCAUUGCAGCCUAGCCCCGGAGACCCUAGAGCAUCUGUUGGCCGAAUUUCCCUCACUAGAUCUCCCGGGGGGAAGCCAGGGCGGUUGGAGGAUCCUUUGUGAGGGAAAUGUUGUAUGGCUCAGCUCAACAGAUGGAGUUGAUAGCCAAUUUACUAGCCGGGGUCAUACGAGAGUAAUCUCAGACCCUCACCAGAAUAUGUUUGUUAGUUAGUUCAAUUGAGGGAAAACCUUUAAUAGUGGUUGUUAUGUUUGAUUUCAAAAUAUGAAUAUUUGAACACAGGAGGAGCAAAAGACGUGAGAGUGUCCAUCAAAAUGGAAUGCUGUACAAACCGGGAUGUCACUAUGAUGACGUUUCAGCAGACGAUGAUACAAGGGUUAGUAAGUCUUUGUUUUUACACACAACAUUCUACAUAUUUUAUUUUAUUAUAGACUUAACUUCUUUUUUUUUUAAAUACAACUUACUUUAUUAUGAAAACAUUACAAUAGAAUUGUGUCCUAAUUGGACACACAUCAUUAUUCACCUAUAAUGUUUCCCAAUUUACAAAGACUGUUUUUAUCCCAAUUUACAAAGACUGUUUUUAUCCCAAUAUACAAAGACUGUUUUUUUUAUCCCAAUAUACAAAGACUGUUCUUGUUUUGUGCUUCCUGAUUUACCCAGAUAGCGCAGCAAUGCUUGUAUAUAACCCUAGGUAUCAUCUGAUAUUGAGAGUGUUAGCGCUAAUACUUAUAUUUAAACAUUGACAACACUAAUCCUAGAUCCCAUAAGAUAUUGACACUGUUAUUGCCAAUAGUUGCAUCUACACAUACACAACACUAAUCCUAGAUCACAUCUGAUAUUGACACUGUUGUUGCCAAUAGUCACAUCUAAACAUUGACAACGACACUCCUAGGUAUCACCUGGAGCCCCACCGACGUCUGAGAGUGGUAUCUACGAUUUGGCGAAACAACAUUUGUCAGAGGAGAAAAUUAAUCGAAACCUCACCGAAGAAAGGGUCGGAGAGAUUUAUUCUGAAGUCAACCAAGUCUUACAUUCAGAGGCGGCGUCUGCUCCUAGGUAGGGCUUGUUAUAUUUCUGAUAGCGUACAAAUGUUUUGGAAUCUUUAAUACUUUAAAAAAAAAAAUUUUGGAGACUUAACCUUAAUCCAAUCUUUGGAAACGCUUUGUCCUGAUGGAUAUUCUGGACAGUAACUAAGGUGGAUAUUCUGGACAGUAGCUAAGGUGGAUAUUCUGGACAGUAGCUAAGGUGGAUAUUCUGGACAGUAGCUAAGGUGGAUAGUCUGGACAGUAGCUAACAAAACUGGACUAAACGAAUUUAAAUUUUGACUUAUUCAGAAGGUUCGAACGCGGAGCUAACUCUUCGAUGCUGCAGGUCGGCUCUAGCACACAGCUGAAUGUCGGCAGGACCAUAACUAGGCAGUGGUCCAUUGUUAUGCUUUACAGUGAUUGUCAAUUACUCUGUUGCGGUGUUUUCUAUCUCUGGAUUCAGUUAAUGGCACGAGGAGCUCAUUAUAUAUUCAUCUUAUUUUAUUGUUAUCAUUGAUGGUUUACUUAUGCUACAAAAUACUUAUAAACCACUGUGCUGAGGUCCUUUACAGCUCUGGCUGGCUGUCGUAAAGACAUCUGAAAGUGGUGGAGAGGUUGGAAUGAUGUGUUGUGAAGAGGUUGGAUUGAGGCGUUGUAAAGGUUGUAAAGAGGUUAGAUUGAGGGGUUGUAAAGAGGUUAGAUUGAGGCUUUGUAAAGUUUGUAAAGAGGUUAGAGUGAGGGGUUGUGCACAGUUCAAGUUUCUAUAGUUGUAGUCUCGUUUAUUUUUUGUUUCUGUUUUUUUUUUUUUUUUUUUUUUUAUUUUUUUGGGGGGGGGGGUCGAGGGAGUUGCAAUUUUAUACCAAGAACAUGUGACCUCUGACCUCAUGUCUUAAAUCAGUGGUUCUCAACCUCUGGGUCGCGACCUCUUAGGGGGUCGAACGACCCUUACACAGGGGUCGUCUAAGGCCAUAAAAAAACAUAUUUAUGAAAUAGAAACGAAAAUAAUUUUAUGGUGGGGCUCACCACAACAUGAGGAACUGUAUUAAAGGGUCGCGGCAUUAGGAAGGUUGAGAACCACUGUCUUAAACAUUGAUAAAUUUAGAUAGUUCAAAACCAAAUUGAAUGUUAUAUCUUCCAUUUUCACCCACAGUACUGUGAACGGUGAAACAAACGAAAAAGGCGUGCCAAACAGUGUCACUGACAGAGAUGAGUACUCGCAUCUUGCACAUUUUAAAGUGGAGACGAGAAUAACUGAAAACGUAUACGAUGGCUAGAGACAGGAGUUUGAGAAUGCCUGGGAAUGUUGUUUUUUUUACGAUGGCUAGAGACAGGAGUUGGAGAGUACACUUGAAAAAACCUGGAGCUAGACAAGAUACCCAAUGAAACAGAAGAACUUGUUUGCACAUAUUAAUUAUUUGAGUUUUGUUUAUUUCGGUCAAUAAACCAUUAUGAAAACACGUGCAGCCUUAAAGAAAAAGGUUUAGAGCGAGGGCAGCUAAUUAUCUGAUUGUUGUUUGCAUAAUUUUUAAUGAUGACGUAAUUAUUUAUUUAUUUAUUUAUUUAUUAUUUGUUCAAUUAUAAACCGUUUCUAUUUUGAGCAUUGCUAAACUCAAGUCUCAUGUUAAAUGUUUCAAUGAAUUAUACCUAGUCAGAUAACAAAUUUACGUUUAUGUACUAUGUCUUAUGAUAUAUUUUUUUUUCUUUUUCUAAAGCAAUGUCUGCUAUUAAAAGACCACAC
Messenger RNA from Lymnaea stagnalis (great pond snail), 16495 nucleotides. NCBI's taxonomy places the organism in Eukaryota, Metazoa, Mollusca, Gastropoda, Lymnaeidae. The record is from the annotation of a GenBank genome assembly.